This is a messenger RNA of Podospora bellae-mahoneyi, 1655 nucleotides long. RefSeq names its product Phosphorelay intermediate protein (gene YPD1). Lineage: Eukaryota; Fungi; Ascomycota; Sordariomycetes; Sordariales; Podosporaceae. Gene Ontology annotation, cellular component: nucleus; cytoplasm. Gene Ontology annotation, molecular function: histidine phosphotransfer kinase activity; protein histidine kinase binding. Gene Ontology annotation, biological process: phosphorelay signal transduction system; phosphorylation. The record is from RefSeq and is a predicted model, not a curated record. Bases 1203 to 1655 code for a protein of 150 amino acids. The transcript is spliced from 3 exons.
CUUGGCUGAGAGCUGAGCGAGGUGCCGCGGUGCUGAAUUACCUACUGCUUGUGUGCGAUUAGCUUUUUCACUGGGUUGCGGCCAGACUGCCACCCGUUUUGGCAACGCUAUUUAUUAACUGUCGUGCCGGAUCUUAUGCCCACCCUCUUCUCCACCAGCAGGACACCCAACCUACCUAUCAUCAUCUACUUUACCACCCUUUAAUACCUUGCUCCUACGUUGCCGGCGCCGCUCUACAGAGUGCCAGCUGGACAGACAAGCCUUUACACCACCAACCUCCAACCUCCUCUCAACUCCCGGAUCCCUACAGGUCUUGUCGUAAAAUAGUCAGUCACGCUCUCCUCUUUCCUAUCCAUUCUUGUGCCGGGGCCGCGAGGGCUCUCCCGGUACCAUCAAGAGUCCCCUUUACCCCUCGACCCCUCGCUCCGACCCGACCCCUCAACCCCGCCGUGGAUAAAAUUUCGCCCUUCAUCAGAUCCUUCUCGGGCAUACACACACACACACACACGCACACACACAGGAUACAUGUCACAAGAGCCAUCCAUCUCUAACUAUCUGAAUCAGCUCCAGCUGCCAUAGCCACCCUCGCCCGUAUCACACGUCGCUCCUCUCUGUCUUCCCCCGUGGUUGAUUCAAGGUGAGUUGAACAUUAUCCUGCCGAGUUCGAGGCUCCACCCCUCACUCCGCAGCCAAACUCAGAAAGUCACUGGACUCUCCGUUGACGCGCAAAUAAUAAGGUUCCCGAAAACCUCACCCCUGCCAACGGCCUUCCUCGUACGCCGCUGCCAGACGUGUUUUUGUGCAUACUAGGGCAGCCUGGUGGUGCAGCCGCCCUUGUUUGGAACCUCUGGAACCAGUCGCCGUCUUUCUGCUAUUAGAGACAUCCUGUAAGCCCAUCCCCCCGCCUCACCUCUCACACGCAUACACCCAAGACCCAAGAACCCCGUCCCCAAUCUCAUCCUCAUCCUCGCGCUCCACCACUGGCUGCUUCCUCCGCUUCCUUUUGUCUCCUGCAAGGGUGCGCUCCCGGUACUUAAGAGGAGCCGGGCCCUGCCAGCGCGGCUACAGCCGUGUGUCCUUGGCCUCCCAUGUUUCCCCUUUCAGUCUUUUUAUCCCUUUGCUCCUUAUCAGCAUACCUCCAUCCCGUUCCACAGUAACAAGCAUAUCCGCUCCGGAGCACAGCUUGACUGCCCCUUGCCACCAUGCUCAAGUCAGACGAAGAUUCGGACGACGAAGUAUACUUCGCAAACAUGCCAGACUUCGGUGACCACGUCGACAAUGCGAUCUUCUCCCAGAUCCUGGAAAUGGACGAGAGCGACCAUGAGAGGGACUUCAGUGAGCCACUGGUCAUCAACUUCUUUGAGCAGGCACAGGACACCUUCGAGAAGAUGGAUCAAGCUCUAGCUUCCAGAGAUCUUAACGAACUCUCUACUCUGGGGCACUUCCUGAAGGGAUCCUCGGCCACCCUUGGUUUUAACAAGAUCCGGGACAGCUGUCAAGUUGUGCAGCAAUAUGGACACAAGCUCACGGUCGACGGAGUGUCUGAGCCGGACGAGAACGUAUGCUUAAAAAAGAUCGCCGAGGCACUCCAGGCCGCCAAAGUCGACACAGCCGAGCUCGAGAAACAGAUGAAGAAAUUCUUUGGAGCCGAAUAA